Anoplopoma fimbria (sablefish) is the source of this 3098-nucleotide messenger RNA. RefSeq names its product SLAIN motif-containing protein 1-like. NCBI's taxonomy places the organism in Eukaryota, Metazoa, Chordata, Actinopteri, Perciformes, Anoplopomatidae. Bases 149 to 2134 code for a protein of 661 amino acids. Gene Ontology annotation, biological process: cytoplasmic microtubule organization; positive regulation of microtubule polymerization; microtubule nucleation. The record is from RefSeq and is a predicted model, not a curated record. The transcript is spliced from 11 exons. Gene Ontology annotation, cellular component: microtubule plus-end.
UCGCUUCACCCGAAUAGAAAUCAGUGCGAGGAUAAUGAGCGCCGCCUCCGCAGCUGCAGCAGCUCGGCCCUACCUGUCCUCCGCUUCUCCUUAAGAGUGGAGGUGAGGCAGCGGCUCUGACGGCGUUCAUUUUGACUCCUAGUUCCCAAUGGAGGCAGCGGUGUUAAGCCAUGCCAUAAUGACGGAGGUGGACUGCAACAGCAACACCGUGAACGCAGAGCUGGAGGUGAAGAAGCUGCAGGAGCUGGUCCGCAAACUGGAGCGGCAGAACGAGCAGCUGCGGACCCGAGCCAGUAGCUGCUCGGGCGGCCCGCACGGGACGUCUCCAACCCCGGCGUGCAUGCUCGGCACCACCGGGGGGUACUGCCUCCCCAGCCCGCUGCCCACCCUCAUGUGUCAGGCGUCCUUGGAGGAUCCUUUCGAGUAUUUCCACCGGGCUGCAGCGGAGGAGGAGGAGGAGGAGGAGGAGGACGGAUCCGAGCCGUCGGUUCUGGAUGAGCUGGAACUUUUGGAUUUCGAUGCUCUGUGCUGCUCGGACCAAUCUGAUGAAACAUGGUUGUAUGUUCCAUCAAAAGCCAGAGUCUCCAGAGACGACACCGUCACAUCUCUGCAGUGGUGCCGGCAGGUUCUGGACAGUCCCAAAUCAGAGGUGGAGGCCGCCAGAAGAUCGCUGUCCCUCCGCCUGGAACAAGUGGGAGAACGGGAGAGCCGUUGCCAUGGAAACCGUUUACAUGAAAGGAAUGCACCCUUCUCCUUUGUAGCGUUUCGGCGACUUAUAUUCACAACGACGGGUAGCAUCUCCAGGUGGCGUAGCUCCCUGUCCAGCCCCUCUCCCACCUCCUCCCCCGGCCCUCCUUUGAGUCGAGUGGCCGGAGUGUCACCCAUGAGUUCCUCCCCUUCAUCCAAACCCUGCUCCACUCCGCAGUCAUCUGAACGACAUGCUCCAUCCCUCUCCUCCCCGCUCCACCCGGUCCUCCAUCGGACGCUGAGUCCUGUAGGGAAGGAUCUCUCCCCGUUAUCUGAGAGGACUCCCACGUUCCUCCCCGCCAACCGCAGCCGCAUCCUCCGGCACUCCGCCCUCAGUCCCCAGUCAUCCAUGGACAGCGACCUCGGUGCUUCAGUGCUGGACGACGACGACUCCAUCACUCUGGGAUACAAACUGCAAGACCUCACAGACGUCCAGGUUAUGGCCCGACUGCAGGAGGAGAGUCUAAGACAGGACUACGCCAGCACGUCCUCCAUCCUAGCCAACCGCCGCAGCCAGAGCUUCAGCUUCCAGCUCAGCCAGCUCAGCCAGCUCAGCGCCGGCCCCGACCUGGACGAGGAAGACGAGGAGGACGACGAAGACUACGGCCUCCUGCCCCCGCCGCAGCCGCGCCUCACCCGCCUGCCGCACUCCCACACCUUCUCCAGCAUCCGAGACUGGCGAAGAAGCACCAGUUCCCUGUCCACCCCACCUUCCACCCCCUCAACUCCGCCAUACCCUUGCGCUGGGUUCGCCUUUCAACCUCAGCUCCAGUCCCAGCACCAGGGACUGGGACUGGGCAGCCUCUGCGCAGUCGAGCAGCUUGGCUUCAGACCAGGAUCAGCCGAAUAUGAGAAUAAGCUGCGACGGAGCAUGCCUAACCUUGUCAGAGCUCCCAGCAUGCCUAGUGUGCCCAGUCCAACCAAUCCUAGCGCUUCCCCUUCUUUGCUUCGUAACAGCUUAAGUUUUGAUUCGUCCAGUGGGCUGGCUCGACUGCAGUCUUCCAUCCCCUCCCCAGGCCAGCUGCAGAACAGGGUCCAGAGCGUCGGGAACUUCUCCUCAUUGUCACGGCAACCACUGAAGGCCACCGCCUACGUCAGUCCCACCAUCAAGGGCUCAGCCUCCAUGCCGACCCCCACCAGUUUACAGUGUCUGAAUAGCAGUGGCAUCCCUAUGCUGAGUAAACCUCCAGGUGGAGGAGGGACGCCUGCCUCCGCCCCAAACACGCCCCGCAGCAGCCUGCCCCGCCCGGCCUCCUUUGUCGGCACCCAAAGCUCCACCCCCCGGAGCAAAGCGGGCCAACCAUCACGAAGUUUACUGACGCCUCCAAAGAGCUUGUCCACCCUCAGUGCCCUUCGUGACAGCAACUGGAGAGACGGCUGCUACUGAUGAAUGGAUGAAUGGUGCAGUAGUGUGUGGUGGAAGCCCCGCUGGCUGGGGUAACUCACUACACCUCAAAAUAAACCUUUUUCCUUGGGGACAUUUGAAUGAAUUUGACCAAAAAGUAACUGUAACCUUAGAUCCUGCAUAGAAUAGUUUCAACAUUAUCAAAAAAGGGCCACAGCUGAACUGAACUCCCAUGUCAUCCAUACAAUUCUAUGCAGAAUUUCUUCUCGGGAGGCCUGACUUUACUGACAGGUUGACACUCUGGUCCGUGCCAAGAGGGAGUUGUUCCCUGUUGCCCUUGUGCAAUAAACCACUGGCUGUGGGGUACUAGUAAUACUAACCUGCUGAACAGGGCUGCCAGUUUUUAAUGAAAUAAGCCUCACAAUACUGUAUGUAUUUAUAUAUUUAUUUUAAAUUAAUUUUUCUUUUUUUUUUUACUAAUCAGGUGUUUUCCCUGUGGCAACAAGCGCCAAUGAUGCUGCUAAAAAUGAGUCAGUUCCUGUUGGAUUUGGGCACAUUUGGUCAAAUUUUUACAAGACAUGAAAGUACGGAUUUGUGUACAGUUAACUAUUAAGCGUGCUAAUUAUAAAAUUAUUUAUAUAAUUAUAUAUUGAAUUAACUGAAUUUUAAAUGUGACCAAAAGUAAAAUGCCUGUGUGCGUUUACAAAAUUGUCUCACCAUAAAAGCUGUGCAUAUUAACACUGUUCUUGUUGCACUUUGUGUAUAUAUCUCUGAACUCACUGAUAUUUGUAUGUUCUGUUUACUAAUGUUUGCACUUUUCUUUACAUCUGGAUUUAGGGGGAGAUUUCACAGUUGUUCACGGCAUAAUGUAGCACCCGUGUUUGUUAUAUUGUUUUUAAAUGGCCGUCACCAUGGUACAUUCCACAAAACUCCUGACACUUUUGUAACUGUGAUUGGCUGAACAUUUUAAUAAAGAACACUGAAUUAAAGUUUUCCUCCUUUUUUA